Messenger RNA from Blumeria graminis f. sp. triticale, 2835 nucleotides. NCBI's taxonomy places the organism in Eukaryota, Fungi, Ascomycota, Leotiomycetes, Helotiales, Erysiphaceae. The record is from the annotation of a GenBank genome assembly.
AUGCCUGGAAGACAGUCCCACGGAGCCCCGAAAGUGAAGAAAGUCAAGAGCAGAAGUACAUCGAAGAGGAAAUCACUCAACGCCCUCUCUAUAGCGACGCGUCAAGACUCCAACAAGACAAAGAUAAAAUCCCUCCAUUCAGGCGCUGAAGUCAGUGGUAAUAAGCGGCGACGCCAAGAUUUAGGUCCAGAAGAUAUAGACGAACUAGAUGAUACCAGUACAAAAAAACCAAAGAAAGAUGCCAUUAGUAGCAAGCUUGAUGAUUUCGACUCCGAUAAAGGCAGUGAUAGCGAAGGUAACGAAUGGAUCACAGGAAAUGUCGGCACAGAUGAUGAUAGUGAGCUUGAUAGUGACGAGGCAUUUGGGGAGAGUGAUGAAGAUCGAUUCGAGGGAUUUACGUUCUCUGGGAGCUCCAGAAAUAAGCCCAAAAAAAAAGCCCAGGCCAAAGAUAUCAACCUUGACGAAAGUGAAGAUGAGCUUUCUGAUUCGGAAUUAGAAGAAGGUGAUUUAGGAGAAGAUGCAGUUGAUCUUGCGGCAGUGCUAGACAUGUCAGACUCCGAAGAUGAAGCAAUCAAGGCGCCAAAGUCCGAGAAGAACGGAGGCUCUGUAGCAGCUGAUCAUAUGAAGGAGAGUGAUGAUAGCGAAGAAGACUAUGAAAGCGAAGAAAUUGAAGCCUCAUCCUCUACAUCUUCCGAAGAAGAUGACUCCGAUGACGAGGCGGCCGACCCUCAGAAAUUGGCAGACCUACAAAAUCUUAUCGCCGAAUUAUCUAAAGACGAUAAAGCUUCGAGUCUUUCCAAGCAGAAGGCUCAGAAUUCAGUCGAACACCUCGCGCCAUCGACUUUCGGCCUCACAUCCAAAGUCAAACUCACACUCAACGAUCUUGGAAUAUCUGCCGUGCGAGAUUCAAAUAUCAAAAAAUCACUCAAAUUCCUGAAGCCAGACGGCGAGAAAAUUACGGGAAAACUAGAUGUACCACUAGCCAAACGCCAACAAGAUCGGCUCGAUCGCACCGCGGCCUACGAAAAGAGUAAAGAAACCCUCGACCGCUGGACUGAAACUGUAAAACUUAAUCGUCGAGCCGAACAUCUAUCAUUUCCUCUAGUAGAUAAUGGUAUUGCCUCUACGAAAACAAACUAUGAGCUAGCUCCUAUCGACUCAAAAAAGCCCUUCAACGAUCUAGAAGCGACCAUACAGACAAUUCUCGAGGAAAGUGGACUUGCUGCAGUCAAUGGCAAGGACGAGGAAGAUUCCGACCAAAUCGGCAAUGAACUCGAGACAAAUAAUAUGAGCCUUGAAGAGGUUAAAGCGAAAAGAAUUCAAUUACGAAUGGCUCGAGAAUUAUUAUUCCGCGAAGAGGCUAAAUCUAAACGGAUAAAAAAAAUAAAGAGCAAGUCCUAUCGAAGGGUCCACCGCAGACAGCGUGAGAAGGCUAUGAAUCUCGAGCAACAGGCUUUGGAAGAAGAGGGGCUCAUCCCAUCAGAAGAUGAGAUGAUUGCCCAAGACCGUCGACGGGCCGAGGAGCGCAUGGGCGCCAAACAUCGCGGAAGUAAGUGGGCCAAAUCUAUUAAAGCGACUGGGCGGGCUGCUUGGGAUGAAGAUGCCAGGUCUGGCAUCGUUGAAAUGGCUCGUCGGGAUGAAGAGCUUCGAAAGCGUGUCGAGGGUAAGCGGAUCCGGGUGACCUCUGAAAAAUCGGAUGCGUCUGAUGCAAGCGACGACGAAAGUAAUGACGAAAGCGACGAGCAAAGUAGCAAACUUCGAAACUUACAAAAACUUAAAGAGCUGGGGAAGUCGGAUCUCGUCGAUAGCUCUAUGCCUGGUGCUCGACUAGCAAACAUGGAUUUCAUGCGACGAGCAGAUGCAGCACGGAAGAAAAGAAAUGAUGCCACUGUCGAGGAAAUGAGACGCGAGCUAGCUGGAGAAGAAGCUUCAAGCGAGGAAGAACCGGAGGAUAUUGGACGUAGGGUGUUUGGGUUAACCUCAGCUCCAAAGGCAUCAACAAAAAGAGCAGCUUCGGACGGGGAGUCUGUAGAAUCUGGUGCAUCCGAGGCUGAAUGGGAACCUGAACCCAAGGAAUCUGUAGCUGUGCCCAAAAAAAAAGCGCAGCCUCAACCACGCCUUAAAUCUAUACUAGUUAAAAAUAAUGUAGACCUACCCACGGAGGGCGGUGCAUGGUCAAAAGUAGUUGUCGACGAAUCUUUACCGGUAUCAACCUCUAGGAAGCUACGGAAGACGGCCAACAGUGUACAAGCAGAUGAGUUAGAUCUAUCGCAGGCAGUGGUCAUGUCAAAGAAAGUUAAUCCAUCGAAGCCUUCCCCGGCCACAGGCGAUUUAUCAGACGAAUCAGAUGAUGACCAGGGAAAUUUGGGGUUCCUGGCUAACGAUCAAGAACUAAUUAAACGUGCAUUUGCGGGCUCAAACGUUGUAGGUGAAUUUGAGGUGGAAAAAAAGAGGGUUCAACGAGAUGAGGCUGUGAAAACUAUUGAUAAUACCCUUCCUGGCUGGGGAAACUGGGUGGGAGAUGGUGUGAGUAAGAGGGAGCAAAAGCGUAACAAGGGUAGAUUCCUCACCGAGACCGACGGCGUGCGAGUGCAGAAACGAAAGGAUGUCCACCUUCAACGCGUUAUCAUCAGUGAGAAAAAAGUCAAAAAGAAUGGUAAAUACCUCGCUACAAGCCUGCCCCACCCCUUCGAGACGCGCUUACAGUAUGAGCGUUCCCUCCGACUUCCUAUCGGCCAAGAGUGGACCACUAAGGAAACCUUUCAAGAUGCGACGAAGCCGCGUAUCUUGCUCAAGCAAGGAAUCAUUGCCCCCAUGUCCAAGCCCCUGCUAUGA